CAGUGUACGGAACAGUUGGUAGUACGCUCAUUGCCCAGAAAUGGUACUCCUCGAAAUUUGUGUGGCCCUUGUGGUCAUCGGUUAUCUGAUCUACAAGUGGAGCACGGCCACCUUCAAAACCUUUGAGGAGAGGCAGCUAUACUUCGAAAAGCCGUACCCCUUUGUGGGUAAUAUAGGUGCAUCAGCCAUGCAGCGGGCCUCCUUCCAGAAACAACUCACCGAGUUCUACGAACGCACUCGUGAACACAAGCUGGUGGGCUUCUUCAACCUGCGCACCCCCAUGAUCACGCUCAACGACCCGGAGCUGAUCAAGAAGAUCUGCGUCAAGGACUUCGACCACUUCCCCAACCACCAGCUCUUCAUCAGCUCCAACGAGCGUCUGAUCAACGACAUGCUCAGCGUGAUGAGGGACCAGCGGUGGAAGCACAUGAGGAACACCCUCACUCCGGUCUUCACGGCGGCCAAGAUGCGCAACAUGUUCACCCUGAUGAACGAGAGCUUCGCGGAAGCCUCCGGCAGAAAGGGAUUCGAGGUAGACAUGAAGGUACUGUGCAACAAGCUCUCCAACGACAUCAUCGCCACUACCGCAUUCGGACUGAAGGUGAACUCGUACGACAACCCGGCAAAUGAGUUCUACGAGAUCGGGCAGUCGCUGGUCUUCUCCCGAGGACUCCAGUUCUUUAAGUUCAUGCUGUCCUCCUUGGUGCCCAAGAUUUUUGGCUUUUUCAAACUUACUAUCUUCGACUCCGCCAAGGUGGAUUACUUUGUUCGCCUGGUGGUGGAUGCCAUGCAGUACCGGGAGAAGCACCACAUCACCAGGCCCGACAUGAUCCAGCUUCUGUUGGAGGCCAAGAAGGAGUCGGAGGACAACUGGACCGACGAUGAGAUCGUUGCCCAGUGCUUCAUUUUCUUCUUCGCCGCCUUCGAAAACAACUCCAAUCUGAUCUGCACCACCGCCUACGAACUGCUCCACAAUCCCGAUAUCCAGGAGCGUUUAUAUGAAGAGGUGAAGGAAACCCAAGAGGCACUAAAGGGUGCACCUCUCAGUUACGACGCCGUGCAGAAGAUGACCUACAUGGACAUGGUCAUCUCCGAGUCCCUUCGCAAGUGGACUCUGGCCGCCGCCACCGAUCGCUUGUGCUCCAAGGACUACACGCUCACGGAUGAUGAUGGCACCAGGCUGUUCGACUUCAAAGUAGGCGACCGGGUCAACAUACCCAUUUCUGGGUUGCAUUGGGAUGACCGCUACUUCCCGGAACCCAGAAAGUUUGACCCGGAGCGAUUUAGCGACGAGCGAAAGGCUGACAUAGUGCCCUACACCUACUUGCCCUUUGGCGUGGGACCCCGGAACUGCAUAGGAAACCGAUAUGCCCUGAUGCAGGUCAAGGGUAUGUUAUACAAUCUGCUGCUGCAUUACAAGAUCGAGGCGUCUCCGAGGACCACAAAGGAUCUGUGGGGAUCCGCGCGUGGAUUCAACUUUACUCCUAGGUCCGGGUUCUGGAUGCACUUGGUGCCGCGAAAAUAGGCUGACUGAUCGGUUAGUUGCUUACAAAUAUGUAUAUGUUUUCUGCUUAUUAUGUGCACACACUAUUUAAUAUCAAAUAAAUAAAAUAUGGAAGAACCUAUUAAUUAAUCAA
Messenger RNA from Drosophila erecta, 1637 nucleotides. It is a transcript of the gene Cyp9b2, whose product is annotated as cytochrome P450 9b2. The record is from RefSeq and is a predicted model, not a curated record. Gene Ontology annotation, molecular function: heme binding; monooxygenase activity; oxidoreductase activity, acting on paired donors, with incorporation or reduction of molecular oxygen. Lineage: Eukaryota; Metazoa; Arthropoda; Insecta; Diptera; Drosophilidae.